Oxyura jamaicensis (ruddy duck) is the source of this 5863-nucleotide messenger RNA. RefSeq names its product FRAS1 related extracellular matrix 1 (gene FREM1). Gene Ontology annotation, cellular component: membrane. The record is from RefSeq and is a predicted model, not a curated record. Gene Ontology annotation, biological process: cell communication. NCBI's taxonomy places the organism in Eukaryota, Metazoa, Chordata, Aves, Anseriformes, Anatidae. The transcript is spliced from 32 exons. The coding region runs from base 1 to 5430 and encodes 1809 amino acids.
AUGUACUUUGACACGAUUCUGGAGCUAGAGGUUGAGGUUCAUGACUUCUACUUUGAAAGGAGUUUACCGAUCACAGUGCAUCUUUCUAUCAGAACAGCAGAUACAAAUGCUCCCCGGGUUUCAUGGAAUACAGGCCUCAACCUCCUGGAAGGACAAUCCCGACCGAUCACAUGGCAACACUUCCAAAUUGUAGACAAUGAUGACAUCCAAAAUGUUCGCUUGGUCACAGUUGACGGCUUACAACAUGGGCGGCUCACCGUGAGAGGAGGGAAAGGAUUCAUGUUCACAGUCUCUGACAUUCAGGCUGGAGUUGUUUACUACCAUCAUGAUGACAGUGAUUCUACUAAGGAUUUUGUGGUGUUUAGGAUUUUUGAUGGCUCCCACAGUAUUCGCCAUAAGUUUCCAAUCAAUAUCCUACCUAAAGAUGACAGCCCUCCAUUUCUGAUCAGUAAUGUGAUAAUUGAGGUUCAUGAGGGACAGAUGAUCCUGAUCCAGGGCUCCAUGCUUCAAGCUUCUGACAUGGAUUCCAGUGAUGACUACAUAGUAUUCAACAUUACCAAGCCACCACAGGCUGGAGAAAUCAUGAAGAAACCGGGGCCAAACUUAAUAGGAUAUCCUGUCAGCAGUUUUCUUCAGAGGGACCUGUUUAAUGGAAUAAUUUAUUAUCAUCAUUUGGGAGGAGAAGUAUUUGAAGACUCCCUGGAGUUCGUGCUGUGUGAUAGCCAUGACCCUCCCAAUCUCUCAGAGCCACAGGUGAUGAUGGUGCAAAUUAUCCCUGUGGAUGAUCAGCUACCCAGAGAAGCCCCAGGAGUGACCCGUCACCUAGUUGUUAAGGAGACUGAGAUUGCUCACCUCACUAAGAAACAUCUUCACUUCAUAGACGUGGAAGAGCAAGACAGGGAACUCACAUACACCAUAACCACUUCCCCAUUUUUCUCUUGCAUGCAUGGCCACUCAGAUGCUGGGAAGCUGUUUAUGGUGGACACCAUCCCCAAACUGGUGAAGGAUCCUGCUGCUCUUGCACUGAGGUCAUUUACUCAGCAUGCUGUCAACUAUAUGAAAAUUGCUUAUAUGCCCCCACUUCAGGACAUUGGUCCUGAACCUCAGCAAGUGAAGUUUGUUUUUUCUGUCAGCAAUCAGCAUGGUGGCACUUUAUAUGGGAUCUGCUUCAAUAUUACAAUUCUUCCUGUGGACAACCAAGCCCCAAAGGUUUUUACAAGCCACUUGAGAGUGGAAGAGGGUGGCCUGAGCCCUGUCACGGAGGGGCACAUUCUCAUCUCUGACGUGGACACAAAACAGGAGCAUCUCUUCCUCCUCCUGCAGCGACAGCCUCAGCAUGGGGUGGUGGAGCUGGAUAGUGUUCCCAUGAGUGAAGGUGACAGGUUUUCCUGUGCGGACCUGCGUACCCUGGCAGUCAGGUAUCGGCAUGAUGGCUCUGAGACACUUAGUGAUGAAAUCCUCUUUGCAGCCACAGACAGUGUCCACUCUGUAGAGUUCAUCCUGCAGGUCAAGGUGUUGCCUGUGAAUGAUGAGCGACCCAUUUUGCGAACAGGCCUCGUCCCUGUGGUACACUGCCCAGAGGGCGAAGAAGUGGUCCUCUCCUCCGAGUACAUUUAUGCCACAGAUGCAGACAGCGAUGACAUGAAACUGAUGUUUAUGAUGGUUCGCCAGCCCUACCAUGGGGUGGUGAGGAAAGCUGGCAUAACUGUGGAGCGUUUCUCCCAGGCUGAUAUCAUCUCUGGUUUAGUCACAUAUAAGCAUACUGGUGGGGAGAUUGGCCUGACUCCUUCCUUUGAGAUCUUAACCUUUAUUGUUUCUGAUGGUGAAGCUGGCCCAGAUGUGAAAGACUGCUGUUACGAUAGACCUCUUCCUCCUCCAGUUCCACUCCAUGAUCCAUUCCCAGUAUAUGACCUUAACAUCACUAUACUCCCAGUGGACAACCAGCCACCAUCCAUUGCAACUGGUGCAAGGUUUGUGGUGGAGGAGGGCUCCUCAGCAGCCCUUACCACUAACCAUUUGUUUGCCACUGACCCUGACACCACUGCUGAUGACUUAGAGUUUGUCUUGGUUUCUCCUCCCCAGUUUGGUUACAUUGAAAAUAUACUGCCUUCUCCUGGGUUUGAGAAGAGCAACAUUGGUAUAAGCAUAGCUUCCUUUCAGCUGAAGCACCUGAAAGCCCUGAACAUAAACUAUGUACAAGCCAGGCACAUGCGAAUGGAGCCAACAACAGACCACUUUGUACUUUACGUCACCGAUGGGCUGCAUCACUCAGCAGAGACCCCAUUUUUCGUGUUGAUUAGCCCAACCAAUGAUGAAGUUCCAGAAUUCAUAGCAAGAAAUAUCACUGUUCAAGAGGGUGAGAUGAAAGAGCUGAAUCUCUCUGUUAUCAAUGCAGUUGAUCUGGAUGUGCCUCAAGACCACUUGGUGUUUGGGGUUGUGCAGAAGCCCUUGCAUGGUUUCCUCAUUAAUGGAGUUCAUGGCCAUGAUACUCUACAUUACAAAGAGUUAAUUCACCACCACAGCCAUGGGUUGCUUGUUCAUGACUUUUCUAUGGAUCUACUGAAGAAUGGAAUGAAGCUGAUGUACAUGCAUGACAAUUCUGAAAACCUCACUGACAGCUUUAAAAUCCAGCUCUCAGAUGGGAAACAUAAAGUCCUCAGAACCAUUUCAGUAAAGGUCAUCCCAGUUAAUGAUGAGAAACCAGUGCUAAGCAAGAAGGAUGAUAUAGAGGUGAACAUGGGUGAAACUCGAAUAAUUUCUAGUGCUGUUCUGUCAGCUGAAGAUAAAGAUACCCCCAGGGACAGAAUUUACUACUUAUUUGAAAGACUACCAGAAAAUGGCCAGCUUCAGCUCAAGGUAGGCAGAGACUGGGUGACUCUCCAAACCAGAAUGAAGUGUACACAGGAAGAACUGGAUAUGAACCUUGUAAGAUACGUCCAUACAGGAACUAUAGGGUCCAAGAACCAAGACUGGUUCACUUUUUAUCUGUGGGAUGGGUACAACAGAUCCCCAGCUAUAGACUUCUACAUAAAUAUCAAGGACAUGGAAAAGGGAGACAUUGCUGUUUUCAUAAAACCUCUCAAAGUACCUAAAGGGGAUCGGGGUUACAUUACAACCGACGUCCUGCUUGCACUGGAUGGUACUGACAAGCCAGAGGAGCUGCUGUAUGUGAUAACUUCCCCACCCCAGUAUGGACAAAUAGAGUAUGUCAGCCACCCUGGAAUCCCCAUAACAAGCUUCAGUCAAAUGGACAUAGCAAGACAAAUAGUCUGCUAUGUUCACAACACUAAGGCAGCUGUAACAGAAGAUACACUGAGAUUCAUCAUCAGCAAUGGACUGAGGACUAAGCAUGGGACAUUCAUGAUCUCCUUGGAGGCAGUUGACCAAGCUUUGCCAACAUUAUCUAGGAACAUGGGGUUAAGAUUAGUGGAAGGUGCUAUGGUACUCCUUUCUCCCGAUGUCCUGCAGCUUUCAGAUCCAGACACCGCUAAUGAAGACCUUACCUUCCUCUUGGCUCAGCUCCCCCAAUAUGGUCAUCUCUAUUAUCAAGGGGCUGUGCUACUACAGUACAAUUUCACUCAGAGAGAUGUGGACAACAUGGAUGUUGCAUACAAGCACCGAGGUGGGGAUUCCCAGAUUGACAGAUUUACAUUUGUUGCAACAGAUAGAACUAAUCAAGGCUUCAUCGUGAAUGGGAGGGUGCAGAUCGAGCCAGUGGCAUUCACCAUUCAGGUGGAUCAUUUGGACAAAAUGGCACCAAAAAUUGUUCACCUCCACUGCUGUUCUGAUGUGGAACUGCUGAAGAAUGGUAAUUAUGGCAUCUAUAUUACUGCCAGGUCCCUGAAGGCAUCUGAUCCCAAUACAGAGGAUGACAAAAUAAUUUUUAAGAUUUUACGAGGUCCUCGUUAUGGCUACUUGGAAAAUGUAAAAACAGGUGGAUUUAUCCAUGAAGGGUUUAGCCAAAAGGAUGUUAAUAGCAAAACCAUACUUUAUGUCAUCAGUUCAUCGUGGGAAAUGAAUUCAGACAACUUUGAGUUUCAGGUCACAGAUCCCAGUGGAAAUUCAGCGGUUCCCCAAAUGCUGGAGUUGCAGUGGUCUCGGAUUGAAAUGCAGCAGACUGAGUAUGAGGUGUGCGAGAAUGUGGGGAUGCUGUCCCUGAAAAUCACCAGGGCAGGAUACUCUGCCGACUCUGCCUUCAUCGCGGUGAAGGUCAAUGAAAUAUCUGCCGUGCUGGGGAAGGACUUCACAGUGACUCCCUCCAAACUUGUUCAGUUUGAUCCAGGAAUGUCAACCAAGAUGUGGAAUAUUGCAAUUACACAUGAUGGAUUAGAGGAAGAUGAUGAAGUCUUUGAAGUAGUUCUGAACUCCCCUGUGAAUGCUGUUCUUGGCACCAGGACAAAAGCUGUAGUGAAAAUUUUGGACUCAAAAGGAGGUCAGUGCAGCUCAUUGCAUUCUUCUGGCCAAAGCAAGCAUGACUUCUGGAGCAGAGGCACACUGUUUGCAGUUUCCUCAGGCUCCUCAUCACCUUCCAGGCCUGGCAGCAUUCACUUGGAAGGGAUCCCACCACCUCCUUCCAAAGGGACGAGAGAGCAUAGAGGGGACACGCUGCAGGAGCACAGCUCGGUGAAUCAGUCAAGGACCAGGCUGAGAGUGAUAGGAAAUGGCAGAAUAGUUCAUCCUUCAACUGUAUUUAGAAAUGGAACUGAUGUAUUUUUCAAAUAUCAUGGGAUGGUAUCACUCAAAAUGGAGGAUGACACCUCAUCAGCUAAAGCAAACAAGAAGGCUGAAGUGUCAGUAAUUAACCAAGCACAAACACAGAUAAAUGUCGUCUCCUCUAGGAAGACAGAAAUCCCACAAGCUGAUAAAGCAGAACUGGCAUCUGAACCAAGCUCAAGCCAUGAAGACUUCAACUCCUUUCCAAAGGCUUGUACACCAGAUUUGAAGGGGCUCUUGCACUAUGAAGAGAGCACUCAGAAGUUAUUUCAGUGUGAUGGGAUAAUAUGGAAAUUCUGGAGUUCCCAAAGCAAGGAGGUGAGCACAAAAAAAUGUCCCUCUGGAUGGAGCCAUCAUGAUGGGAACUGCUAUUUCCUGGUAGUGAAUCACAAGGUCACCUGGAAUACUGCUGCUCGGGCUUGCAGAGAACAAUACCAGGGGAGUCUAGCAAGUGUGGCUAAUGAACAACACAUGCAGUGGCUGUGGGACUUCAGUGGGAGGAAGCCUUUUUGGAUAGGCUUGAAUGACCAAGUCAAUCCUGGACAUUGGGAGUGGAAUGGAGGAGAGCCUGUCACAUACGUAAACUGGAGAAGAGGCUUCUAUCACUUUCCAAAGAGAGGCAACAAUUGUGUAUUAGUGCAGAAGAGAGGAAAAUGGCAAGUAACUGACUGCAGGAAGGUCAAACGGAACAGCUAUGUAUGUUCAAGAAAGCUGUAAAGAAUAGAGGAUCCCUAUGAAAGCACGCGAAUAUUCCUUUUGUUUCAGUCUAUUUAUCUGCUGAUGUGUGACGGUAUGCAGACAGAAAACUAUCUUAAUUAUCACUGAGGUUUUAUUUUAUGCUGCCAGAGAUGCAGAUGCAUUGGACUCCAAACAAGAAAUAGAGGUCAGUUGCAAACAGUAAUUCCAGGUCAAGGCUUUGAACUCUCCCCAGAGACUUUGAUCUGUCACUUUUCGUUUGUAUUUUCACACCAAAGAGCCAGGCCUGAUAGCUUUCAUCAAAUUUCUGCAUAAACAUAUAUAUAGAUGUAUUUUUAAUAAUAAUAAAAAAGAAGAAAGUAGCACAUCAGUUGAUUUGCUUCGCUCUUAAGGAGUGAUUGUGAAUUGGCUAUUGGUUUAAUUCAUUUGCAAUAAAAACAGCAGUUUUACCCUG